CGGAGAAGUAUCUUUAUUAGAACGACGUCGUUUCGCACGACGCAUAUUAAAAAAAGGGAACACACCAUUUCCUAGAAAGGAACAAUGAUCGGAGAUAUCUCCCCGCCGGUUGCUUCAAUCCCAGGUUCACCGGAUCCUUUUGCUUUUGAUCUCUCUAUGUGUUUCAUGUUAAAUAUCGUGAAUCGAGAUUUCAUCGCGGGAAGAUAUGUAUGUGUAGUAGUUGUUGAAGGAAACGCGCAAGCGAUGAAUCCGAAGAAUCUUCUUCCGCCGCUAUCGACGGUGGCGACUCACUUCGGCACUAGCGGAUUGUCCGUCGCGUUGGCCACUGGCGUCACUCAUCCACUCGAUGUAUUGAAAGUAAGGUUGCAGAUGCAGCAUGUGGGCCAAAGAGGCCCUUUACUCGGAAUGACAGGAAUCUUUCUUCAGCUAAUGAAGCAGGAAGGGCCUAGGUCUUUAUACUUGGGUUUAACUCCUGCUCUCACUAGAUCAGUACUCUACGGUGGUCUCAGAUUAGGAUUAUACGAACCAACCAAGGUUUGUUUUGAUUGGGCGUUUGAGUCUACCAACGUCUUGGUGAAGAUAGCAUCUGGCGCGUUUGCAGGGGCGGUUUCCACUGCAUUAACCAACCCGGUUGAAGUUGUCAAGAUUAGGUUGCAGAUGAAUCCAAACGCGGUUCCCAUUGCGGAGGUGAGGGAGAUGGUUUCUAAAGAAGGUAUAGGAGCUUUAUGGAAAGGAGUUGGUCCUGCCAUGGUUAGGGCUGCUGCAUUAACUGCCUCACAGCUUGCGACAUACGACGAAACCAAGCGGAUUCUGGUUAAACGGAGUUCUUUGGAAGAAGGGUUUCAGCUUCAUUUGUGCUCAAGUGUGGUUGCAGGUGUAGUAAGCACUCUGAUAACCGCGCCCAUAGACAUGAUUAAAACCCGCUUGAUGUUGCAGCAAAACUCUGGAAGCGUCAGAAUCUAUAGGAACGGGUUUCAUUGCGGUUACAAGGUUAUUCGCAAAGAAGGCCCUCUGGCACUUUACAAAGGAGGCUUUGCGAUUUUUGCACGGCUGGGGCCACAAACGAUGAUCACGUUCAUACUCUGCGAGAAGCUAAGAUCACUAGCUGGACUUCACAAAAUGUAGCCACUGACCAGCUCGUGCCAUGCCUGUCCGGUUCCAGCUAAGUUCUACUCCAAUCAUUUUUUUUCACCACCAAAAGUUUUAUUGAUCAUUUAUUUGUUCCAAAACUUUUAUUAUAAAGAAAGGUACGUCCACGCUGGAUGUGAAUUAUGUUUUUUUUUUCUUGAUUAGUGUGGAUAGACAUUGAAUUGAAAUGCAAUUAUCCAAAUACGUCGUGGUUAUGUUGAAAUCAUUUCUAUAUUGCAAAGUGUGCGUCACUCUAAUAAUACUAGUCUCAUCAUGAAGAAUACAAUUUUGUGUUUAUAAUUGAAUAUUAACUUUUUUUUUUUUCUCUGAGCAACUGAAUAUUAACUAAUUAUCCAACUAAUUAUGGUGGAAGUUGGUUUUUAACCUUUUAUUUUAUUUUUUGGGGAAGAA
This is a messenger RNA of Brassica oleracea var. oleracea, 1539 nucleotides long. RefSeq names its product mitochondrial substrate carrier family protein ucpB. Lineage: Eukaryota; Viridiplantae; Streptophyta; Magnoliopsida; Brassicales; Brassicaceae. The transcript has 8 exons. The coding region runs from base 85 to 1125 and encodes 346 amino acids. The record is from RefSeq and is a predicted model, not a curated record.